AUGGCUAGCUUCGCGUCGCAGUCCGGACAUGGCUUCUUCGACAAGAUCGCAAGCCGCGUGGAGGAGGUGGACUCCCUGCUUAUGGUCGGUCUGGAUCCCCAUGCCGCGGAGCUAGGUGAGGGCAACAACCACGCCGCGGGGGCCAAGGCUUUCUGCCUCAGGAUCAUCGCGUCCACCUCGACGGUUGCAGUGGGCUACAAGCCAAACGCUGCCUUUUUCGAAGCCUUUGGGGCGGAAGGCGUGGCCGCUUUGAAGGAGGUUAUCGCUGCCGUGCCGGAGGGCAUCCCGGUCCUGCUCGACGCCAAGAGGGGGGACAUCGGGACGACGGCCGCCGCGUACGCCUCUGGUACCUUCGAGGAGCUCGGUGCCCACGCCAUUACAUUGAACGCGUACAUGGGCGUGGACACCGUCGACCCUUUCCUCAAGGAUCCCGCCAGGGGGGUGUUCGUGCUGUGCAAGACGUCGAACAGGAGCUCGAACGAGCUGCAGACGCUCCCGGUGGGAAACAGCGGCAAGGCCCUGUUCGAAGAAGUGGCUUCGCUGUGCCAAAGUUGGAACAAGGACAACAACGUGGGUCUCGUGGUUGGAGCUACUGAUCCAGAAGCUCUCGCCCGCGUACGAGCUGCCGCCCCGGAUCUGUGGAUCCUCGCUCCAGGCGUCGGUGCCCAGGGUGGAGACCUCGAUGAGGCGUGUUCGGCGGCGUUAGACGAGAGGGGAAUGGGGCUUCUCGUCCCCGUUUCCCGAGGCAUCAGCAGGGCAGAUGACCCCGCGGCGGAGGCGGUGGCUCUCAAGGACCGGAUAAACGCCGCCAGGAAACGGUGCACGGAUCAGCGCAAGGAACCAGCAGCAGCAGCAGCAUCGACAACAACAACGGCGUUGCUGCCGUACCAGCGAGAGUUCAUCGAGUUCUCGAUGUCGCACAAGGUGCUCAAGUUCGGCGACUUCUCUGAGGGGGGAGAGGCGUUCUUCGAGCUCAAGUCCAAGCGCCAGUCCCCUUACUUUUUCAACGCCGGCCUCUUCUGCAAGGGGAGCGCGCUCGCUAAGCUGGGCAAGUUUUAUGCCGAGGCGAUCAUGAACGCUCGCCCUCGGCUGGAGUUCGAUGUCGUCUUCGGCCCCGCCUACAAGGGUAUUCCCCUAGGUGCGGCGGUCGCCUACACGCUGGCGGACCUGCACGACAGAGACAUCGGCUUCUCCUACAACCGCAAGGAGCCCAAGGACCACGGGGAAGGGGGAUUGUUGGUCGGCGAAGACCUCAAGGGCAAGCGCGUGCUGGUGGUGGAUGACGUCAUCACGGCCGGGACAGCUAUUCGAGAGGCCUUCGGGAUUUUGCGCAAGGAGGGCGCCACGCCAGCUGGAGUCGUCAUCGCUUUGGACCGACAGGAGAAGACCGGCGCGGAAUCGGUGAUAGGCACCACCUCCGCGGUGCAGCAAGUGGAAGAGGAAUGCGGGGUCCCGGUGGUGAGCGUAGUUGGAAUGUCCCACCUCACCGAGUACAUGGCUUCCAAGGAGGACGCGACGCCUGGCGCGAAUGCCCAGGCGCUGGAAGCAAUGAGGGCGUACCGUGCCAAGUACGGCGUCGGAUAG
Messenger RNA from Ectocarpus siliculosus, 1584 nucleotides. Lineage: Eukaryota; Phaeophyceae; Ectocarpales; Ectocarpaceae. The record is from the annotation of a GenBank genome assembly.